GCUGCUGCAAUGCAUGUCAAUACAGAGGUUUAUGGGUAUUUUGUGUUCACAGAUGCAUCCUUGAAAAUUCUCAGAAUGAAGAGCGCGAAUUUGGAGUGUUCUUCACACUGGAACAGUGCUCGAUGGAGUUCAAGUGACGUGGCGUCCUUGAAAAGGCGGCCAUUGAGUAUAUUUCCUUGACUUUGGGAAAUGGCUCCUCAGCUCUCAGUCUCCAAGGGAAGGGACCGCCCCCACCAACAAUCAAGCUGACCAGACAAUGUGCCCUUGCACGCUGACGGCCAGGAGCAGCGCGUCUGCCUCCAGCAAUCAGGAGCCCAGGCCUGUGGUGGCUGUGUUGCUUAUGAGGGGGGUCCGCGACGACGUGCUGCUGGACCUUGAGCGAAUCAUCACCGAGAGCGGUGAACACGGCGAUGAGAACACCACCCACCAGUUCACCACCAGUGUCUCAGACAACCAGCAGGAGGGCCUGAGAGACUCUCCGGCUGCCCAGUACCCGGAAGCCGAGUCCAGGAUCGAGUUUCUGGGCUGGUCCAUGCCCUACCCGAAAGGUGUCCGGAUCCCAGACUCCCCCGACAGCGACAGGUACUGGGACUACAUCCAGUACGCCGAGGCAGUGGACCGUCUCAACAAGUGUCUGGACCCUGGCAAAACCUGCCGGACCUGUGUGGAGAGACUGCAGAGGAUCUACGGAAUCGAGGCCAGACUGGACUGGAGUCUGCAGCUGAGCUCUGAUGAGGAGUCGGUGACUGAUGACUCGAGGUUCUACAUCAGGCCACGUGCUGAUGGCCCAGUGCCCCUUUACUACAAGAGAGCUGGUAGGACCUGGCACGAAUCCUGCUCAUCCAGUGAAGACACCUCCGACCUGACAGAUGUGGAGCGUUGGUCAGAGGCGUGCCAACGGGGAGGGGAGAAGAGGGAGCGGCGUGUCUCACAGAGUCCCCCGGGAGCCUCGGCCUCGGUUUCCCCACUCUCCCCUAAGAGGAGGAUGCUGACCCACUGGAGACCAGCAGAUGACGACUCCGACUAACACCAAACCUCUGCCACAGCAACCAGAACGGUGUUCGGCUUUGAUUACAUUUUUAAAUAAUCUUCUUUAGCAGAGUGACCAUCGACGCAUUUACUUUUGAUUCUUAAUCAAUCUUUUAAGACUUUUAAUCUUUUAAUAUAUAUUCUUCAAAAUAAACAGCAUGAAAUUCCA
Molecule: messenger RNA, 1198 nt
Organism: Alosa sapidissima (American shad)
Lineage: Eukaryota; Metazoa; Chordata; Actinopteri; Clupeiformes; Clupeidae
Exons: 3
Coding region: 257-1027 (256 amino acids)
Source: RefSeq, a predicted model, not a curated record